This is a messenger RNA of Folsomia candida, 1724 nucleotides long. RefSeq lists its product as uncharacterized. Bases 425 to 1219 code for a protein of 264 amino acids. The record is from RefSeq and is a predicted model, not a curated record. The transcript has 4 exons. NCBI's taxonomy places the organism in Eukaryota, Metazoa, Arthropoda, Collembola, Entomobryomorpha, Isotomidae.
AGCGACGUCAUGUCUCGUCCUUAGUCACAAAAUGUGCGAUACAUCGUCACAUAAAAAUAAAAUUGUCGUCUCCUCCAUUUCUUGUCAACUGCCGAAGAAUUGUAUCCAACUUUUCCACGUCACUUGUCACCUUCCGGUUCUCGCUUGGCAUAAUCCGGAUCCAGAGAAAACACGAGUCGUGUUUGUUCAGUUAUAAUUUCACCAUCAAGUUAUAUUUAGUAUAGUUUUUAGCCUCAUGUUCGUUUAGUUAGGGGAAGAAAUUUCAGAAUUUGUCAAAUGUGAUUUUGGAUUUUUAUUGAAAAUUUCGAAAGCCUGGUAUAAACACCGGGUUGGAAAUCCACAAAAUAAAAAAAAACAAUAUGUGAAAAUUGUUCGACUAAAAGAAGAAGUUUUGUGGAGGAAGUCUGGUCUGGUCUGAAUUGCAAUGUGUUGUCCGACCUGUAAAGGAGCAGCUUAUCUGGCCGUGUCCAUUUUCGUGUAUCGUGCCGUGAUGGUGAUAAUAACAAUGAUAUCGUCGUCGAUAACGCGUCGAAAAAGCAGUUAUCUUCCGCUCAGCGUUAUGGAAGAACUUUUACUGCAGCUCAUCUAUUUCAUCCCAUUGUUCACGUCGAGUUGCUUUAUCCUCAUCGGAUUAGAAAGUAAUUCCUUCACCUACAUGUUCUACUCCACGCUAUCUCUCACAUUUACCCUUUUCCUCCGCUACGUUGGCGAAAUUUCGUACAUUUACGCUCAAAAUUGGGACGCCCUUAAGGACAAGUUACCCCAACUUUAUCUCCAUCUAGCGGUCGACACCUGCCUGAUUUUCAUACUUUUCCUCUACGCGAGAAACCGACUUCGCUGCAAAGAGCGGGAUAAAGAUCUUUUAAAAAAUUCGAAGGAUAUUUAUCACGAAGAAAUGGGGGGCGAAACCUUGAUUCAUAACGACUUAAAGGAAAACCCGGGAGUGACAACGCCCCUUCUCGGACCGGGUAGUAAUAUCAUAGCUCCGGCGAAUUACAAUAAAAAUGUGAAUGUUCCCGCGGAAAAGAGUGGAAAUGGGGAAACAGGAGACAGUUUGACUUAUUAUCAUUAUCCCCCAAUUCGAAGGAUUGAUUCGGCGCGGGGUAAAAAACCGUUGCCGCCGUUACCUCUAAAAGAUGGCGGGGAGUUGGAUGACGUUUCCUUAAUUCCGCCCCCGGUUCCGUUAGCGGGACCGGAUUCGGAUGAUGAUGAUGAUUAAGGAUAAUUUCAAAUUGUAAUUUUUAGAGGAAUUUGAAUUUUGAAAAAAAAAUGAAUUUGAAUUUGAAAAUUUGAAUUGAAAGAUUUUCACACUGAUUGUGUUUAAAAUUUUAAACUUAAUUAUAAAAUGAGUUUCAAGGUCCUGACUUGGUUUGUAAUAUGGAGAAACGUGUCCAUACGAAAUUGCGAUUUGUAAUUAAAUUGGAAUUAAUAUGUAUAACUCCAAUUAAUUUAGGUAUAUGUAAUUGAAUAAUUAAUAAAACUUGUUAUAAAAUUAAGCCCCUCCCGAAAAUGUAGUUAAAUAAAUAAUUAUAGUAAAUUAUGUAUUCAUACAUAAUUAAGAAUCUUGGUCUGUUAAAUGUGAUUCAUUAAAACUCUUAUAAUUAAUUAAGCCACUUACUAAAUAUAAAGGAAUGUUAAUCUGUGUUAUAAAUAUUGUAUAUGUGAUAAAAUUAAAUAAAUUCCCAUCCGCACAUGUUUGCAAAUACCGUGCAAAAAUCUCUUAA